CCACAGCUCGUCAUCACGCCCGCGUACCAUCAUCUAAAGGCUUACACAAAAAUCACGCCUCCUCCACUUCCAAGUUGACACGAAAACCUACCUCUCCCUCACCUGAACAUCCCCCUAUGACAGCCCAAUCACACCGUCGCGCCACUUCAGACGUUAAGCUGCAGCGCGACCCAUCACCCGCCAGUCUCAAGAAGAACUCUUCCCAGUCGAGCUUAAAGCGCAAUCGUUCCCAUGCCGAGAUAGCAAAGCGACCCAAAUCUGCCACGAAUCUCAAGCGAUCUUCGUCCCACAAGGAAGUCAACAAAUUAAAAGGCGCAAAGGGUCAAGUCCAUUUCGAUCUUGGUAGCGACCAGGAAGACGAGUGGGUGGACGCAAGCGCAUCCGCCUCGCCCUACCUAUCAAGACGCGGAUCAGCCAACCGCCGGCCCGUAAACAAGAGUCUCCACUAGACCGCGGAACGGCCCAACAUAACCAAUAUUUGACGUCGCGUCUACUGCAACGUACGCCAUCUUCGAGCGCGCCGCCCCAAAUGUCUGCCGAAACCGUGUCAGUACGCCAUAACUCGGGUUCGCCCGAGUCUCAAGCGAGCCGCGGUCCGUCAAGUCUAUUCGGGACACCCAAAAAUGCCGCUAUAGUAGGUAGCGGAGGGGAAGAGCUCACGUCGCGCUUUGUCAACGGCGGUUCGGGUCCCGGCUCGGGUCCAACGGCCGAGAGCGGUUCAUUCUAUGCAUCGGCACGAGCAUCAAGCCAGCGUGCUGAGGGUAUACGCCGGCCCCAGUCGCUCGGCAACAUGAACCAGAACUACCGAGGAUCGGUAAGUGACGAUGAGAGUGACAGUGCUCUAGCUCCUCGAACGAGGAGAUCGGUUUAUAAGGCCGCGCCGGCGGAAAAGUCGCGGACGCAGCAGAAACUUAACCUUCAACGGGCCAGCUCAUCCAUCGAACCUACUCAACCGGUUGGCGGAGUUGGCGUUGUCGGCGUCAGUCCUUUGGUUGGUGGUAGUGGUUACGACAAUAGGGAUCCGCGCAUAGGUAAAUUGCUCGAGCGUACGGGUAUGGAAUAUCUUGUUGUUCGGCGUUAUCAGAACCCCAUCGCUCGUUCCAUAGCAAGGCUGUCGAAACUCCCUGGCGCAAAUAAGAGCCAGCAUAUACCUAAUCAGAACGGAGCUAAUGGGACGGUAAAUGGGAAGAGGACGUCGGCCCUAGGCGGCACGGGUCGCCUUGAUCUCAGCCAGAACUAUACUACAGACAAGGCAAAAUCGAGGCCUACCACGCCACGGCAAGGGACGUCAAUACGGGUGAACGGGACAAAUUCUAGUUUCGAUGGGGAAGAGGAAAGGCUCCACGACCGGAUAAGUGGAUCCAGUUAUGCAGAUGGGGCAGACGAUGGCGUUGCAGCAAUUUUACGGAAUCUUUGGGACAAGAGCAUGGAUCUGAGCGCAAGUCAGGAAUGAGUGAGUUUAUUGAGAGGCGUUCUUAUUAGGGCAUGAUCGAGUUGGUUGGGAACUCGUGGGUCCGCAUACGCAUAUUAGUGGUAUAGUCAUACGAUACGAAAAGUGAAUAAUAAUUGAUUG
Molecule: messenger RNA, 1573 nt
Organism: Annulohypoxylon truncatum
Lineage: Eukaryota; Fungi; Ascomycota; Sordariomycetes; Xylariales; Hypoxylaceae
Exons: 3
Coding region: 530-1453 (307 amino acids)
Cellular component (GO): TORC1 complex; fungal-type vacuole membrane
Source: RefSeq, a predicted model, not a curated record